Molecule: messenger RNA, 1211 nt
Organism: Spodoptera frugiperda (fall armyworm)
Lineage: Eukaryota; Metazoa; Arthropoda; Insecta; Lepidoptera; Noctuidae
Exons: 5
Coding region: 185-574 (129 amino acids)
Source: RefSeq, a predicted model, not a curated record
UACCUAGAGUGACACAUCCUAAGCCGGCUUAUCGAUUGACUCGCGCUAGUUUGAAUGCAGCGACUGAGUCAUUCAGGUGUUGUUCGCAAAUAUCUUAAAUUUAAAUUACUUCCUUAAUUUUAUAUUUCGACAAACUGGAGCGAGAGAGGAUUCAGCAAACAUUGCUUUGAACUCAAAUCACAAGAUGACUGAAAACGAACCUGCACGGUACGUUGCGCUAAGUGACGAUAGCUACAGUUCGUCUAAGCAGAUGUUACCUACUGCACCACCACCACCACCACCACCACUACCACCGCGUGCUUGCAUUGCUGCGCGUCGUAAAAUGUCUGAAGAAGAUUCAAAGCGUCUCAUGAAACGAUAUCGUGAAGAGGCCUUUCGUCUUGACGAUGGGCGUCUUGACAGCAAGCGUCGCCGGGAGGUUGCGAGUGCAGCCAGCAGUCGGGAUACCCCACCACCGCCGCCGCCGCCACUGCCACCAUGCCUGGGACGAGUGCCCCCGCCGACACUACCGCGGGUGCGCCUGCUGGCCGCUAGCCCAGUGCUACGUCCUCGUGUCAGACCGCGCCGGCACUAAAGUGUGCCAUGAACAUGCUCAUCUAAUGUUACAUAUACAUGUAAACCAAUUUUUAUACAAGUUAUAAAUAUGUGACCAUCAUUCCACCAGGGGCCCUUAGUCUGCUAUUACAAUUGUGUCACAAUGGUCGAGUGCAAGAGUGACGGAGCUAUGUAGGUUGUAUAGCUCCAUCCCUCUUGCACUGCUCAGUGAUCGACCAUUCUGACACAAUUGUAAUAGCAGACUAAAGCCCCAGGUCUCUUAUGUAUAUGUUUUAGAUGAUUAAACAAAAUGAUGAACUCUUUGAGAUUGUCAGUAUGUAUAUGUGAGGACCAUGUCAGAUCAAAUUGUCCCUCAGUAUAUUAACAUAGUAAGUUCUACCAUCUGUGUUGCGCGUUGCAAUGUCUCUGCAUUGUUCUCAUAUAUAUGUACAAUUACUGAUUGGAAAAAUGUAUCAGAGAAAUUGUAAACAUAUAUAUUUUUUAAAAGUAACGAAUGGAGUUUCUUGCUCGUUCUUCUCCAUUCGAAGAUACACUUUGGAAUGAGCACCUAGCUUCACUGACGGACUGACUGACAGACUAUUUUUUAUUUCUUUCUUUGUUGACGUUUUAAAGUACCUAAAUAUAUGGUUUAAUUGGAAUAAAUGAUUUGAGUUUAA